AUGAUGGAAGCGGCUGCAGGGUACCCCUCUGUUUUUGUUGUGGAUCCAACACUAAGGGAUGUUCCCUUUGUGCCACCCAGACGGAGGAGUCCGAAGAAAUGGCAAGCUGGUCAGCUGUUCUUGGGAUUCCUGGUGCUGCUGAUGCUGAGCGGCUUAACCAUCCAAGCCUAUCUCCUGAUUUCCUUUCGCAAGGAACUGGAUACAGCAAUGGAACAGGGAACAACCAAUGCGACUGCUGAAAAAAUUAUACAAGCUCCACCCAAGCUUCCUCUCAAAAGACCAUCUGCUCAUCUGACACUAGAACCCCCUGACACUGCAAUUAUAGAUGGAGUCCUGCAGUGGGAACAUCAGAACGGGUUUGCCUUUUUGCAUGACAUGGACUACAAAGCUGGUUCACUGAUUUGCAACAAGUCUGGCUACUACUACAUCUAUUCCAAGCUCAGCUUGGCAUAUUCAAGCUGUCUAACCAAACACCAGAGAAAUUCCCUUUUCACCCACAGCAUUUACAAAAGGACAUCUCGGUAUCCUAAGGAGCUAUUACUUCUGACCAACUACAUUACCUAUUGCAACUCUAAGGACAGUGAACAGUGGCACGGCAAUAGCUUCCUUGCUGGGAUAGUGUAUCUAGAAGAGGAGGAAGAAGUGUUCAUCAAAGUAACAAACAAGGAGCUGUUGUUGUACAAGGAUGAUUCAGUAUCACAAUUCGGCACCUUCAUGAUCUAAAGGCUUUAAGGUUGCACAUAGACUUGAUUUUAGUUGAGCAAUGAGGAGGGCUCCUUCUUUGUACUGUAGUGGGGUCAUCUCUCAAUGUUGCUUCAGAUGUUUUUCAAAUAUGUUGAAGGAGGGCAAGAGGUCUGCUCAUUUUUUAGAAAAAAAAGUUGUUUGAUAAACUGUUGGUUGGCCAUGAUCAAAAUAAAAAA
Messenger RNA from Pantherophis guttatus, 920 nucleotides. It is a transcript of the gene TNFSF14, whose product is annotated as TNF superfamily member 14. Gene Ontology annotation, cellular component: membrane. Gene Ontology annotation, molecular function: tumor necrosis factor receptor binding. The record is from RefSeq and is a predicted model, not a curated record. Gene Ontology annotation, biological process: immune response. Lineage: Eukaryota; Metazoa; Chordata; Lepidosauria; Squamata; Colubridae.